UUUCAACCUUAUUUUUUAUUACUUUGUGUUUGAAUCUUAAUUUCUUUACAUAGAUACAUCUAGUUGGUUGUAUAGUAUAAAAUAAAUCAAAAAAUAUACAUCUAGUUGGUUGUUUGAUCAAGUUUUGCUUUUCAUGUUCAAGAAGAUCAAAUGGAAGAGCUUAGCAACUUGAUCAAAGUAUGGCUCACAGCUUUCAUCUCUCUUUGUUACUGCUACACAAUCGGUAAAGUUGUAUCCAAAGGUCCUCCGAGAUUGGUUUUGCUACUCCCAAUAGUAUGUCUCUUUCUCUAUCUUCCUCUCAAGCUUUCUUCUGUGACUUUCAUUGGUUUUACUGCAUUUUUCAUUGCUUGGCUUGCAAACUUCAAGCUCUUACUUUUCGCUUUUGGUAAAGGCCCUUUGGCAUCUGAUCACUCACCAUCCAUCUCUCUUGGGCUUUUUGUGGCCGUUGCUUGCCUUCCUAUCAAGAUUCAACAGCACCAACCUCCAUUGAAAAAAUCAGAAGAACCCCACUACAGAGAAAGCCGAUCACUGUCGAAAUCUUAUGGAACUGACCAAAACAAGGAAAACCCAUCUGUCAAAACGCCUGAUAAAGGUCGAGUGUCUCUUCUAAAUUAUGCCAUAAAAGCACUGUUAUUGGCUUUGGUUGUAAAGGCCUAUGACUACAUUGACUUCAUCCAUCCAAAGGUCUUGUUCUUUCUUUAUUGCUUUUACAUAUACUUCUUCCUUGAGCUGAUCCUAGCUGUAAUGGCUGCCCUGGCUCGAGCUUUGUUGGGACUUGAGCUCGAGCCACAAUUCAACGAGCCAUACCUUUCCUCCUCAUUGCAAGACUUUUGGGGUAAGAGAUGGAACCUUAUGGUCACCAGCAUCCUACGCCCCAGUGUGUACGAGCCAACUCUCAACAUCUUCAAAAACUCCCUUGGCCGAAAGUGGGCAUCGAUCCCAGCUGUUAUGGCAACCUUCAUGGUGUCUGCUAUCAUGCAUGAGCUAGUGUUUUACUACUUAGGCCGGCUGAUGCCGACUUGGAAGAUCACCGGGUUCUUUGUCCUCCAUGGACUCUGUUUGACGAUUGAGAUUGUUCUGAAGAAGGCUGUGGCAGGGAGGUGGCGGCUGCCGAGGCUAAUCUCAGGGGCAUUAACAGUUGUAUUCGUUUUCAGUACCUGUUUUUGGCUGUUUAUUCCCCAGCUCCUUCGGUUUCAUGCCGAUGUUAAAAUGUUUGAAGAGUGUGCAGCAGUGAGUGCCUUCUUGAGGAAUAUCUUCCAAUCAUUUACUCAUUGAAUCUUUCUAACACAUCUCAACCUGUUAUCAGGAAGCCAUAGAGGUUCUUUCUUGAGUUUCUGUUUCACUUUUGCAUCAGUGGCAUCUGUUGAUCAAACUAGAGCGAUCUUAUUAACCAUUGUUAUACAUACACAAUCAAUACAAACAUCAGGGUGUUCAAAUACAUUAGUUAUGGAAGUACAGUUUAGUGUCGACCUAUGCAUGCACACACACGUAGGCAGUUGUUUUUCCUAUUUAAAGCCUCUUGUCCCCUUCAUUUCGUAUGACUUGCUUAUAUUUUCAUAAAGAUAACUACCAUUGUACAUGUUUUGAGAGAUCAAUGUUCUUAGUUUUCUUUGUGAGAUAGAGAGUAGUAUUGGUAUGGGUUUGUACAAGAGAGUUUGAGAGGUUCUUUGUAGUUUGUAUUUCUGUAAUCAUCUUCUUCAUAGUGGAAAAUAAUUCUUGGGAGAACUGACCA
This is a messenger RNA of Humulus lupulus (European hop), 1732 nucleotides long. RefSeq names its product acyl-CoA--sterol O-acyltransferase 1-like. The record is from RefSeq and is a predicted model, not a curated record. Lineage: Eukaryota; Viridiplantae; Streptophyta; Magnoliopsida; Rosales; Cannabaceae. The coding region runs from base 151 to 1275 and encodes 374 amino acids. The transcript has a single exon. Gene Ontology annotation, biological process: lipid metabolic process.